Plutella xylostella (diamondback moth) is the source of this 2799-nucleotide messenger RNA. RefSeq names its product neuropeptide-like precursor 1 (gene NPLP1). NCBI's taxonomy places the organism in Eukaryota, Metazoa, Arthropoda, Insecta, Lepidoptera, Plutellidae. The record is from RefSeq and is a predicted model, not a curated record.
CUGGUCCCCGCAGCAGCCAGCAUCAUUGCCGGGAAGUCUGCAAAAGUUUGAAUAACUAGCAACAAGUUCGUUCUGAGGAGGUUGAAUUUAUUGUGUUGCGCGAAAGUUUGGAAGUGCGAAGUGUGGUGGUCGGAGAUUUGGACAACCUCCAUCAAAGAUGCGCGAGGCGGGGAUCCGGGCCGGGCGCGGCGCCAGGCUGCUGCUGCUCGCCACGGCGGCGGUGCUCUUCUCCAACUAUGUGCACCUGGUAUCAAGUUUUCCCGUGGACAUGAACACUGUGCAUCAAUGGCCGACAUUUCCGCGGCGGAAUAUAGCCGCCUUAGCUAGGGACGGGUAUUUGAGGAAUUCGCUGAAUAAUUUCAAGAGGAGCAUAUCGACGCUGGCUAAGAACGGGCAGCUGCCUACGUUCAGGUCUCCGUACGAUGAUACUGACAAACAGGAGCAGGAUGAGGACGAGUCAUCACAGGAGAAGCGUAAUAUGGCGUCGAUCGCGCGCAUGCGUAGCUACGCAGCCGUGAAGCGCAACAUCCAGGCCUUAGCACGCGACGGGUACCGCCUCGGCCGCGGCCAAAACCAGCAGAGCGACAAGAGGAACGUCCAGGCCCUUGCACGCAACGGACUCCUCCACAAGCGAGACAUGGCCAAUGAAGACGAGUACUACUACCCCUUCUACCAGAACCCCAUCCCGCCGCUGUCAGAGAUCGAUGGACCCUUCGACAUGAAUGAACUCUACGACUACCAGCAGUCCAUCAACCCCGACAUGUUCCCGCCACUCUCGCAGGUCUUCAAAAAGAGCAUGAGCGGUUACAUCCCGCAGAGCGAAUACCAGUAUUACAACGACGAAACCCCGAAUCUGAUUGAUGCAGGCGAUAGUUGGUACUUGAAGCGUGGGUCGGUGGGUCUGCCGGCCCACGGGCUGCUGCGGCCCACGUACGUGGAGCCCUCCGCCAGGACCAAGCGCUACAUCCUGUCGCUACCCGCCGAGCUCGACCACAACGACAUCAGCGUGCCGCCAGAAGACAACCAGGAUCUCGAGAACAACGACAAGCGAUCUGUCGACGACGAAAGCGAGGCUCAUGAUAAUUAUGAGAAACGGCACAUCGGCUCGCUGGCCCGGUUAGGUUUACUGCCGUCGUUUAGGUUUUCCGGAGGCCGGUACCUCCGCUCCGGCCGCGCCCGCCUCUUGUGGCCUAGUCAAGAGUUGUACAGGAAGCAUUCCGCUAACCCGAAUUUCGGAAUUAGGCAAUAUAUCGCUAGUGCCGAAGCUGAGCCAGCAGCCGAUCCAGACGACUCCGACGUACCGGCGGAAGCAGUACCUGCUCACUCGCACCCGACCGGCCGCAUCCUCCACCGACCGCUGAACAACGACCUCCCCUCCGCGCCCUCCCCACCUCUCCCCUCUCCACAGCUCCCCCCUCUCGAACCCUUCGCCAAGAACCGCUGGCAAUCCCCCUCCAAGGAGAUCCCCAAGUUCUACUACUUCAGGUCCCUAAAAGUGCCGUACCACCAGUCCGGGAAGCGCUACUUGCUCCUGCCGGCGGUUGAUAACAUCCUGCUGAGGAAGAACUACCCCAACAGCAGUCUGCCGAGCCGCCGCAAGAACCAGUAGCUGUGCGACUGUCCGCUGGGAGACGUCGUGCUGCUCAGCGCUUCCCGCAACGAGCUUUAGAUGCCGUAGUCAAGUGCCGCCGCCACCGCCUCGGACUAUCGACUUGCUAUGCUAUGCACUUUACUUCAAAUAACAUUAGACAAAAGCCAAAUUUGAGGUACGAUAUCUACCGAUACUGACACUCUUGCUCUCUUGUAAGCAAACCUCUAUUUGUCAAAAUUUAAAAUGAAGUUUCACUACCUAUUGUUCGUAAUAAUACUCUUAUUUGAACUUUUGUCUAAUGAAUAAAGUACCUAGACGAUCUCAUAGUUUGCGGUCAAAUACUGAGGUGCUGGCUGCGAUACAAGUUACUACCUCUAGGGCUAGGGCCACUUAGUAUGGCUACUUCAUAAGACUAUUUCGUCUCUCUUUAUUAGAAAAAUCUAAAGUAAAUACAACCUGGGGAUCAUGGAUACGUAUAGACAAUAAUAUUGACUUUAUCUAUGAACUCUUAAUGUUAAGUACUAAAUCUUUAACUUUAACUUUAAGUGAUCGUUCUACCUUUACAAUGACGACUUCGGCCAGUUUUUAUGAAAGAUUAUCAAUUUAAUGUUGUAGUUGAGACAUAGGAAUGAAUAGAAGUAAGUUGUCAAUCGUAAUGCAAAGCAAAAACUUUAAAAAAUAUCCUUUUUAUGAAAUCAAGAAAACUUUAAGAAAGAUUUUAAUAUUUAAUGAAUUAUAGACCUAAAACCUUCACCGGUUAAUCUUGGUGUCGUAAUUUAUAAUUAAAACUUUAUAGUUUUAGUAAAUACUUCAAUCUCAACGGAUUUUAGGAAGUUAUUUAAUCAAAUUUAGAUAAGAAGUUGUGAUAAAUUUUAUCAAAAUUAAGAAUGAAGACGAACGAAAAUCGGUUUAAAAUCUUUGGAGUCGAUAUCCCUUAUGACUAGAUUCUUAGAAUGGUUUGCUGUGUCUGACAAAUAAUUCUUGAAUAUUAUGAAAUUUAACGAUUUUUUAUGCUUCUAUUGAAAAAAAUAAUGUUUACAACUAAGCGACAAUAAACUUGCAACUUUGUGACCAUGUUGGAUAAUAACUUUACUAUAAAUUAAAACUCUAUUAAUAUAUAACUUUAUCAAAUGUGUGUUUUCAAAUGAAUCACUGUAAAAUAUCUGUUUGGUUAAUGUAUGUAACUAAAUAAAAUGAACCAACAUAUA